UGCUGGCGGGAGUUAGCUAGGAAAAGUGGGAUAUACAGCAGUCCACACGCAAAAACCCGAAAGGCCAUGUGUGAAAGGGGAUCACAGAACCGUAGGUAGAGAGAGGCUGAAGAUGGAAGGGGACGAGCGUGGCUGGGAACCUCUGAUCUGAGGACUCUGCCCUUGACCCUCCGAGGAGGGCGGAGCCGGGACUAGAACGUGGAGCCCGGAAGUGACUGGGCCGGAUCAGUCCUGAGGUCGGGAACGCGGGUGCGAGGGGGGGAUGGGAGGCCUGGAGAGAGUGAGGUGGAGGCAGGGGUGAGCCUGGAGAUAUUUGGGAGGCAGAAUCCACAGGAACUGGAGUGUGAUGGAGAAAGGGAAGAGGAAUUGAGGUUCCCGGCUUGGGAGAAGUGGGGUCUGGGAGGAGAUGCGCUCAUGCCGGCUCUGCACAAAUUCAGUUUGAGGUCCUGUGUCAGACACACCUGAGAUGUCCAGGAGUCACCUGGCUGCCGUGUGUGCAGAUAGUCCCCGACUUACGAUUUUUGACUUUAUGAUGGUGUGAAAGCGACAGGCAUUCAACAGAAAACAUACUCUGAAUGUCGAAUUUUGAUUUCUUGCCGGUCUAGUGAUAUAUGCAUAGGAUCCUGUCCUAUGAUGCAUGGGCAGUGGCGGGGGGCCACAGCUGCCAGUAGGUAAAGCAGGAAUCGAAAUCUGGAUAACAGCAACUCGGAGGGGAUGAAUUGGGAACAGGAGUUUGUAAGAAUACCCUAAGAUAUUUUAAAUGUCUUGGGUUAGAGGAAGAAAAACAGACAAAAGGAAUCUCCUCUACGGAAGAAGCUGGGGUUUGGUAGAGAGACAUUCUCAGGUAGCUGAGGAGGAGGAGACAAACCCGAGCCUUAACCAAGCCUUCUGGAAUGCAGUGUUCAGGCACGUGCAGGAGGCCCGUGGGACCCCACGCUGCAGCUGAGCAGAGCGUGUGUGUAUGGUGCCAUUCACCUAGAGCAACCACAGCCUUCCAGUACUAAAAUGCUGGCAAAGACAGCCCGCCUGGAAUGUGUGGUGUCGGGAGUAACAAUUUCUGCAGUGCCCAUAUUUUGGUAUCAAGAAAGACCUAAUCAAAACAUAAAGGUUUUGGCAUUCAUUUUACCUAAUGGCACUGUCACAAGGGCAUCAGACAUUGCUCCAAACAAAUUUGAGGUGGACAGGGUGCCUGAAACAUCUACAUCUAUCUUCAUCAUUCACAACGUAGAGAAACAAGACUCAGCCACCUACUAUUGUGCCUCCUGGGACAUGCACACUGGGAGAAAUAGCAAGGUGUUUGGCCCCGGCACGACUCUCAUUGUCACAGAUCAAAACGUUGAUGAGGAUGUUUUCCCCAAGCCCACUAUUUUUCUUCCUUCACUUGCUGAAACACAUCUUCAUAAUGCUGGGACCUAUCUUUGUCUUCUUGAGAAUUUUUUCCCUGAUGUUAUUAAGGUAUAUUGGAAAGAAAAGAAUGGCGAUAAGAUUCUGGAAUCCCAGCAGGGCGAUACCAUGAAGACUGGUGACAGAUACAUGAAAUUUAGCUGGCUGACUGUGCCUGAAAAGUCACUGCAGAGAGAACACCUGUGUGUCGUCAAACACGAGAGUUAUACAGGAGCUGAUCACGAGAUUCUCUUUCCUCCAAUAAAGACAGCUAUCACCACCACUCCUUGUGGGAAAGAUGAACAUGACAUGCUGCGGCUGCAGCUCACAAGCAACUCUGCGUGCUACACUUACCUCCUCCUGCUGGUCAAGAGCGUGGUCUACUCUGCGGCCGCCGCCUUCUGUGUGAUCAGAAGGACAGGCGUCUGCUGCCCGGGGAAGAGCCCCUGACAGACGGUGGCACAGAGGGGUCAUCUUCCCUUCACUGUGUAUUGGCCCCCAAAGCAUCUGCUGAGGAUUCAGCUGGGCUUGCUUUCUGCGUUUGGGCUACUUCAGUUCCCAUAUAAUGUCAGUCUGGUACUGUCAUUUUUCAAACUUGUGGGAAACAGGAAACUUCAUCCCGUAACCACAGUGAGCUCCCAGGGCAGCCUUUAGCUCCACUCUCCCCACAGUCGACACCAGCACCUCCCGCCAACCCAGGUCAUGGCAGCCUCAGUGUAGACGGCACGCAGGUUCCAGCCUCACCCCUCGGUGCCCUGCAGCCAGAUCACUGCUGAAAUCCUUCCAUUUACACUCCCUGAAGCUGCUUUCUUUGCUACUUGAAUACUGUGCUUUGUUUUUCAUUAUAGGCGCAAUAAAUUUACACAA
Nycticebus coucang (slow loris) is the source of this 2250-nucleotide messenger RNA. RefSeq names its product T-cell receptor gamma chain C region C10.5. Bases 1006 to 1833 code for a protein of 275 amino acids. The transcript is spliced from 6 exons. NCBI's taxonomy places the organism in Eukaryota, Metazoa, Chordata, Mammalia, Primates, Lorisidae. The record is from RefSeq and is a predicted model, not a curated record.